Messenger RNA from Salvia splendens (bonfire salvia), 783 nucleotides. RefSeq lists its product as uncharacterized. Gene Ontology annotation, biological process: root development; shoot system development. NCBI's taxonomy places the organism in Eukaryota, Viridiplantae, Streptophyta, Magnoliopsida, Lamiales, Lamiaceae. The record is from RefSeq and is a predicted model, not a curated record. Bases 1 to 783 code for a protein of 260 amino acids. The transcript has a single exon.
AUGGCCCUUCAGCAUACGCGUUCUCGUAGCUUUCCUUGUGGAUCACAAGGAGCUGCCAUAGUCAAAGUUGAUGAGAGUUUGCUCUCUGAGUCGACCCCUUCAUCGUUGUCCUCUUUGGCUGACAGAAUAAAGGGUCUCCAAAAUCUGUACGAGAGCAUCGAUGAUUUGCUUCUGCUGCCUCACAUUCAAAGAAGCAUCGCAAAUGAAUGUCCACAGAAAUGUUUGGAUGAAAUGAUGGAGGGGUAUAUCAUGUUACUGGAUGCUUGCGCAGCUGCUAAAGAUGUCGUCUCAGUCGCAAAGAGAGACGCGCAGGAGCUUCUCUCCGGUGUGAGAAGACGGAUGCACGCGGAGGCUGCCUCCACCUAUCUCUCAUCAAGAAGGAAGUUGAGAAAGAUGGUUCAAAAAGCCUCAUUUUUGAGGAAGAAACAAAAUUUGGGAAAGGGAUACGAGAUGAGGCCGGUGGAGAAGUUGCUGAUGGAUGCUAAAUCAGCAACUUUAGGCAUGAUCAGCUCUCUCUUCUUCUACAUGAUGGGGACAAAGGCACACAGCUGUGGGUCUUUGGUAGCCAAGAUCAUGGAGUCGAAGAGAGUCGAAGAAACAGAAUUUACUAAGGUGGAUGCUGCCCUAAUGUCUUUCAUGCACAAUGGAGAUGAUGGUGUCAAAUUUGCUGAUGUUUUGAAAAGCAUGGAAUGCAGCAUUCAGAUUGUGGAAGAAGGGCUGGAAUGCUUGUUCAGAAGUUUGAUCAAAACCAGAGUUGUCCUCCUCAACAUUCUUAGUUACUAG